Trichobilharzia szidati is the source of this 456-nucleotide messenger RNA. Lineage: Eukaryota; Metazoa; Platyhelminthes; Trematoda; Strigeidida; Schistosomatidae. The record is from the annotation of a GenBank genome assembly.
AUGAAAUUGGACGUUGGGUUACAUGCAGCGGAAUUUAUGUUCUCAAGGACGUACUUACAGCCUAGUAUCAAUUUGGUUUGUCCCGUGGUAUUGUGUGCAGUAAUUGCUUCAACUUUUCGCAGCGUUUGGUUCUGCCGAAUGUCAAUACAUUCUGUAGCUUUGAUCACUUGUCCAAAUUCGACAGUUGCAGAAUCUAUUGCCAGUACUUUGGUCACUAAGAAGCUAGCGGCUUGCGUUAAUAUUGUUCCAUCCAUCAAGUCCAUCUAUGUCUGGGAGGGAAAACUUGAGAAAGCGGAGGAAUUAUUGCUGAUAGUGAAAACUCAGUCGAAAAUAGUACCAUUAUUAACGGACACUGUGAAGGAAAUCCAUCCUUAUGAAUGCCCUGAGGUUAUUGUUUUAAACAUUGAGGGAGGUUAUCCACCAUAUCUCAAGUGGAUCACAGAUUCUACUUCUUGA